Venustampulla echinocandica is the source of this 945-nucleotide messenger RNA. RefSeq lists its product as uncharacterized. The record is from RefSeq and is a predicted model, not a curated record. Lineage: Eukaryota; Fungi; Ascomycota; Leotiomycetes; Helotiales; Pleuroascaceae. The transcript has 3 exons. Bases 1 to 945 code for a protein of 314 amino acids.
AUGAAGUUCUCAGCCACAUUGGCUAUUGUUGGCCUUAGUGCCGUUGCUUGUGCACUCCCCGCGGAGCUUAUGCCACGGGAGGAUUGUUAUCCAGGAACCAUGGAGAAAGGGAAGCCGUAUCAUUGCGGGAACCCGAAAUUCAAAGUAAACAAAGAUGGGCAUUGCAGCAAGCCAAUCGCAGAUUUCCACGCCCCCGAGCAUAGUUGCCUAGGUUUCUGUGAAGAUACAAUCAGCGCUGAGUAUGGGCCAGAACAGCCGUUUCGAGGGGGAGCGUGCCAAAAUGGCACGACAUGCUCGGUUGCCGAGGGGGAUUCAGUAACCAUUACCAACUCGUUUACGGUUUCCGCAAGUGUAAGUCUUGGGAGAAGAGACGCAGAUGGGAAUGAAGUAGAAGAGGAAGUUAUUCUUGAGAGAGGACAGGGCCUUGUUGAGGACGGCCUUGUUAAGAGAGAUGCGGCGCCGCCAGCGUCGUCGUUCAAAGCCGGGUUCGACUUUGGAGCCAGUUACACCUGGAGCAAAUCCAUCGGCUAUACGCUGACCAACACAAAAUCCAAAACUCUUGAUGAGAAGACGUGCGGAUAUUGGACCUUUAUACCUUAUGUUAUGAAGGUCUGUGGAACAAUGUCAAGGACCAAAUUGUUUACUCCACAGGGGGGAUAUAUGACUACCACAGGAAAGCCAAUCUGUGAGGCUAGGGAUUACAAGGACGACAAGAAGUACUGCAACAAAGUACCUUACAAGGGCAGCAAUGGCAGGGCAGACGGCGUAAUCGUUUUUGUCUACGUUGACUGCAAGUCCGGGAAGGUCAAGAAAGAUGGUCAAGAUGCCGCUUAUAAGUGGCCUGGCGUUGCAGCAAACGACGACACAGUAAAAUCUGCAGCCGACAUUCUAGCCUGCCUCAUCCCUAGUAAUUGGGCAAAAUGCAAGAAACAAUCGAGGUUCUAG